AUGAAAAAUAUAGAUUUAACACAAGGUAUUUCUCCUCCAGCUAAUUAUGUUAUUAGUGGAAAAGAAUAUAAUAUGGGUUAUUACCUAGCUGAUUCUAUAUACCCAAAAUGGUCUACUAUUGUACAAACUAUUCAUGAACCACGUACUCCGAAAAAUAAAUAUUUUGCCAUAAAGCAAGAAGCGUGUAGAAAAGAUGUUGAGCGAGCAUUUGGAGUUCUACAAGCACGAUUUGCAAUUAUUGUAGGACCGGCCCGUUUUUGGAAAAAAGAUGUAUUGCAUGAUAUAAUGACAUCUUGCAUAAUAAUGCACAAUAUGAUAAUCGAGGAUGAACGCGAUUUAAAUGCAACAAUAACAAAUUCAAUGGAAGGAGAAAUACCGCAAGUUGAAAUGGUAUUAAAUGAUGAUGCUCGAUUUGAAGAAUUUUUUGCUCGCCACAGACAAAUCAAGAACAAAAAUGCACACCUUGCACUUCGUAAUGACUUGAUUGAUCAUUUACGGGAAAAAUAUACUAAUACGGAGGCAUGA
Molecule: messenger RNA, 525 nt
Organism: Mercurialis annua (annual mercury)
Lineage: Eukaryota; Viridiplantae; Streptophyta; Magnoliopsida; Malpighiales; Euphorbiaceae
Exons: 1
Coding region: 1-525 (174 amino acids)
Source: RefSeq, a predicted model, not a curated record